Molecule: messenger RNA, 2279 nt
Organism: Sceloporus undulatus (fence lizard)
Lineage: Eukaryota; Metazoa; Chordata; Lepidosauria; Squamata; Phrynosomatidae
Product: serine/arginine-rich splicing factor 5-like
Exons: 9
Coding region: 221-1018 (265 amino acids)
Cellular component (GO): ribonucleoprotein complex; cytoplasm; nucleus
Molecular function (GO): mRNA binding
Source: RefSeq, a predicted model, not a curated record
GCGCAGUCCCAGUCGAGGGAAAGUAGCGCCGCCAUUUUGUGUGGCGGACCCGCAGCGGGAUUGAGGCAUCGAGGCGGUGCUCCUCUCGGCAGGCGGGAAGGAAGGCACGCAUCCGGACACACGCCCGGGAACGCCAACGCCGCCGCCGCCGGUUCUCCAAGGACAGGCCUUUGCAAGCUGACACAGUCACACUGCCUUUGCUUCCACUUGAAAGAAUAAAAUGAGUGGCUGUCGUGUCUUCGUUGGACGUCUGAGUCCACACGCCCGAGAGCGAGAUGUGGAGAAAUUUUUCAAGGGAUAUGGUCGCAUACGGGAAAUAAAUCUCAAAAAUGGCUUUGGUUUUGUGGAAUUUGAGGAUCAUCGAGAUGCGGAUGAUGCAGUAUAUGAACUGAAUGGUAAAGAACUAUGCAAUGAAAGAGUUACAAUUGAACAUGCCAGAGCCCGAAGAGGAGGUAGGGGAAGAUAUCCGCAACGGUUCAAUUACUACCAGUCCUAUGGGGGUGGAUCUAGCCAGUAUGGUCCACCUCUUCGUACUGAACACAGGCUUAUAGUUGAAAAUCUUUCUUCACGUGUAAGCUGGCAGGAUUUGAAAGAUUUCAUGAGAAAGGCUGGAGAAGUUACCUUUGUAGAUGCUCACAGAAACAAUCCAAAUGAAGGUGUUGUGGAGUUUGCAUCAUCUAGUGACAUGAAGAGUGCAUUGGACAAGUUGGAUGGCAGUGAGUUGAAUGGACGCAGAAUCAAACUAAUUGAGGAUCGCAAAAGACGCAGGAGCAGAUCCCGUUCACGAAGUUAUUCAAGAUCUCGCAGCAAGUCUAGGUCUGCAAGAUCCUCCAAAUCAAGCAGCAAGUCUCGUUCUCGAAGUCGUACACCUGACAAGAGGGGCUCUAGAAGCCGUACACCUGAGAGGAAGGGGUCCGAGAAACAUCAUCACUCUGGCCCACAGAAUUCCUCCCCUUCUCCUCCUCCAACCAAGAAGAGGUCUCGUUCUAGGUCAAGCUCUGCUGAAAGCCGCAAUUAAGGUAUUUUGAGAGAUGUAUAAAUAUUCCACUUUUAAGUCAAAUUUUCUAUAAGCUUGAAUAAGUUGCAAAUGGGAGAGGGAAAAUUCAUCCAGUGAGCGUAAACCUCUGGAGAGUGGAGGUAAUCCUGCCCUCAUUCCCACCCUUAAUAGAGUUAGGUAAACUGUAACCAAUAAUAAAAAAUUGGAUUGGAAAAUUAUAAUUAUCCAGAUGCCCCAUGUACAAUUGUAGGUGAACUCUUGUUGACUACAGCAGCACACACUGGAGUUGAAUGUGAUAAACGGAAAACACAGAUUGUAGUGCCACUUUGGCUGUGUUUCUUAUUUGCAUAUAGAUUAUUUUCUUCUUACUUAGCAUUGAGUAAACCACCAAGGUUGAGCUGAGCUAUUGAUUAACAUGCAAUUUUGAGAACCAUCUAUAGCAUCCCCAGUGUACAUCUAUCCUUUAAUGGUUCACAGGAGGCUUUGUGGAUAGUAAAUGAAUAAUUUUGCUUAUUCUGAACUAGUAUUGACAUGAAAAAUAGCAAACCAGUGAAGUUAAGUUACUUGUUUAAGCAGAUGCUGUGCAUUUUGAAAUGAUAAGCUCUAGUCCGGAGGUAUAUCUCCUGCUUUGUAUUUCAUCAGGAUUGGUUGCAAAGUUUUUCAUAACUCAGUUCAUUUUAUAAAUGAUCCUAACAAGGGAGAGCUCAAUGCAGCAUAUAGGAGAAUGCUUCAUUUUACAGAGAAAAAUUAGAGAUGCCACACUUUCUGCAAUCUCAGCUUGUAGUUUAAUAUUGCAAAGAGAGCUUUAUUCUCUGUGACUACCAGUGUGUGACACUAAAAAUAGCAAGGUACAGUGGUAUCAGAAACAGUAAAUUCUCAAAUUUCAUAGAUGACAUAUUUUCAGAUUGUCAAGACAAAUUUUCAACAAAAGCUUAAUGUAAUGUGAAUUUAUUAAUGCUAAAGCAUAAAGGCGCAUUUUCAUUUUACAAAACAUGAUUAUUGUUUCUUUUGUUAAUAGGUAGUACUUUGUUAACUUUAAUUUUGUGAUCACUAAACUCUCUUGCUCCCACUUACCUAAAAUGAGAGAAUCUGGUUAAAAUAUUUGUAAACAGUUCUAAAAUGUCUAAAUGUAUUGAUGUGGUACAGUAAAUACAAUAAAUGUUCUCCCCUGCUUACUGUAGCUUCAGCAGUCUUUCUGUGUUGCUCAUUAAAACUAAGUUUGUAAACUUUUUUCUCUGUUAGCAACAGUUUUUAUUUUCAAUAAAAUUGAUACAUAAUGAAA